Messenger RNA from Nematostella vectensis (starlet sea anemone), 2317 nucleotides. Its product is annotated as disintegrin and metalloproteinase domain-containing protein 10. The record is from RefSeq and is a predicted model, not a curated record. NCBI's taxonomy places the organism in Eukaryota, Metazoa, Cnidaria, Anthozoa, Actiniaria, Edwardsiidae. Gene Ontology annotation, molecular function: metalloendopeptidase activity. Gene Ontology annotation, biological process: membrane protein ectodomain proteolysis; Notch signaling pathway. Gene Ontology annotation, cellular component: plasma membrane. The transcript has 12 exons. The coding region runs from base 116 to 2317 and encodes 733 amino acids.
CAGAAAGCAAAGUGAGAAGAAAAAGAAAUACAGAAGAGUGAAGAAAAAAAUUUGACAUUCGAGCUUACUGCUCACAAAAGAAACCGGCUUUUUGCUGAUUUUCAAACGUCAAACGAUGGUGCUGAUGAUUUGCUGGUUUGGGCUUAUUGUGUUUCUACAUAGAUUUAAUUCAUUAUCAGCCGAAACUAAUGACACAGGCAUGAAAUUAAACGGAAUCAGUGACUUUGUGCUUGUCUGGUAUGACACCCAGAGGGUUUGGGAACAACAUCUCGCUGCGUGCGCUAGUCCUAACGAUGCCUCUGUUGUCAUAGAGACACAUGGUUUUAAUAGGUAUUUCACUUUGAUUCUAAGACAGUGUCCACAGUUAUUUGCCCCAGACAUUAAAGUGCAGGUCAAGUCAAGAGGAGGGAUUCAUCUGCAUCAAUAUGACACAAGGAUGCUCUAUACAGGCACAGUGGCAGGGGAUCCAAAGUCAUCAGUGACUGGACAUAUCAGACCUGAUGGAACAUUUGAUGGAAGCUUUUUCAGUGCGGGUAAAAAUUUCUAUCUUGAACCCACAUUACGCUACUUUAAAAGUGCCCCAUACUUUCAUUCCAUACUAUUCCAAUCAAGAGCGUUCCAGAACAUGUCAAGAGGAGAGCAGUUGCCUCACUGGGCAAGAACUCGAGCCAAAGAAAAAUUUAAGAUCUCUACACGUCAAAAGCGUUCUGCCAUUCUCUCUGACAACUCAACCAACCUCAACACAUGCGCUUUGCAUAUUACCGCUGACCACCUGUUCCUGAAGAGCGUGGGCGGCGGAUCAGUUGACGCUGCUGUAGCAGAGAUGGUAUACCACGUGACGGAGGUGGACAAGAUAUUCAGAUCGACUGAUUUCAACAUGGAUGGCGGGCCUGGUGACAAUAUUGGAGUCAGCAUCGCAGCAAUUACAGUUUAUGAAGAUACCUACGCAGAAGGCGAGCUUGCAUCACCGGAAUCCAUUCCCGUGACUGACUUCCUAACUAAAUGGAGCCAUUUGGACCACAACAACUACUGCAUCGCCCUUCUGUUUACCUACCGGGACUUCGCGGACGGCGUGCUCGGCCUGGCCUGGGUCGGGGAUGAAGAUGUGGGUGGGGUCUGCUCUACGCGGGUCCCGGUCAAGGACUCGGGCGAGAACAUUAAUUUUAACACUGCUGUUGUCAGUUUGAAGAAUUUCGGGGCGAGGGUCCUGCGAAAGGGAUCGGUGCUGACUACCGCGCACGAGUUGGGGCACAGCUUUGGCUCAGAGCAUGACCCAGACAACACCCUAUGUCGCCCUGAGGGGGAGCCUGGCUACUUCAUCAUGUAUGACCUGGCCGUAGAUGGAAACAAGCCCAAUAACUUCCUCUUCUCCGAAUGCAGUAAGGCUCAAAUGUGGUCCGUCAUCUUUAAUAAGGGACCCAAGUGUUUUAUAGCCCAGAACCAAGGUGCCUUCUGUGGUAACUCGAUAGUUGAGGGAGGAGAGGAGUGUGACUGUGGCGCUCCGCAACGCUGCAGUGAAGUGGACGUGUGUUGUCAUCCGGGAAACAUUACAUCCGGGAUACCGGAGUGCCGAGUAAAGCCUGAGUACCAGUUCCAAAUUCGAAACAACACCAGUUCCAGUCCAGCUUUCAUUGCCAGUUUAUUAUCAGCAUUCUUUUCCUUGACUGUCAUCAGUGGCACCACAGCAGUGUGCCCAGAGCCGAUACCGAAACCCAGGAACACGACGUGCGGCGACGAUGGUAACACGUGCCUGGACGGAGCGUGCGUGGGCCCAGUAUGUGCCAGGUAUUUCCUGGACCAAUGCGAAUGCCAAGGUCAGGAUCAGAUGUGUCUUGUGUGCUGUAGGACUAAAGAGGGAACUUGCGUGCCCAGUAUGGAGCUGAAUGGUUUGUUAAAGUACAAGUUCCCCGGAUCCACUUGUAAUAGUUAUACUGGAUACUGCAACCAGCUUGGCCAGUGCAUCACGGUAAAGACUGGUGACCAGCUUCUCAGGCUCAUGGAGGCUUUCAAGCGGAUGUCUUCCGAGGACACUAUCAAUGCAGCACUCACAUGGCUCCAGGCCAAUUGGUACUACGUGGUUUUGAUUCCUCUCGGGGUGGUCUUCGUCGGUCUUCUUCUGAAAUUUUCCACAUGGCAACACAAUCCUGCUAAUUCCCUCUUUCACCAACGGGCUCAGCCACUGACCACGUUCCUCUCGGGCGUCCAAAAUCCUGCUUACGACGAUCGAAAUAUCUCGGAUGAUGACGCCAAUACCUUUUCCCAAAGCCGGCUGUCUAAUGGUCGCGGAUCUUACGAGGCCGAUGACUCGUCCGUCUAG